UGAUGUCCUGCAGGUCGCGAGGACAACUGGUGCCCAACGUGAGGCUGGAUAGAGUUGGGGAUCUGGAAACUUCAGUGCUCAUUAGAGGGACGGGCCCGUCCAUGCAGUGAGGAAUUCAUGACAAGGUCGAUCGUGAGCCUCGUUUGGAGGAAGACCCAGCAACCUGCCCAGCACUUGGGACUUUUAGUUCAUGAGCACCACCUACGUGGAAAAGAUUGCUGAUGUUUAAUCAAGGCCUGGGGCCUUUUAGUGCAACAGAUGCUGCUCAGAAAGUCUUCAUACCUAUGAGGUUUCUGAGGUUUAUGAAGUUUGAUCCUCAGAUGAGGUACCACCUGCAAAUGAGAAGCUCCAAACCCAGGACUUUCCAUUUCUGAAGUGUGUGCUUUGAAACCACGCCUUACCAUGUCUGCCUGUCCAGUUCCUCUACCUCCCUCUUGUAUGACUUGGGGGACACAUCAAAAAAUCUGACAUUACCAAUGUCCAGAAGCUUCUCUGUAUGUUUUCUUUUAUUAGUACCAGGAGUUCAGCUCAAUGUUUAGCUGUGGGUGUCUGCCUCUGCUUCUGCUUCCAUCAGCUACUGGUGAAGGCUCUAAAAUGGCAUAUAAGGAGGUGCCACUUUUAUAAUAAAGGCAGAGCUACCAGAAAGCGUCAUAGGUUCCUGGGGCUCAAAUAUGUCCUAAUGGAAAUUAUUAAUAAACAAAAAGAAAAGAAGAAUCUGUAUUUUCUUUCAGGUAAGGCUUGCUUGAUAAUUCUAUAUAAAUAUGGGUUAAAUUAGAAUGUGGAUAUCAAAAUGAGUCUUAAAAGGAAAUAUAUGAUUUCUAAAAAUUAUAUUUCUCCCAUUACUGUCUGGGUUCUCUGCUUUUCCUGUGUCACUUUCUCUGACCAUUCAUUAUGUCAGGAAGAAUCCCUUAUGUGUACACAACAAAACCCUUCUAAUGAACACAUAAGAGUCUCAGUCCAUGAUUGUGGGUGGAUGAAAAUGGAUCUGCCAUCCAUUUUGUGUUAUACUUGACAUUUUCUCCCUCAUGGCUUUGAACGACUCAGCUUUGGUUUCCCUGGCAACCAUCAUUAUCUUUUUGUCUCAGCUUCUUAGCAAUGAACAACAAAGAGGAAGGUAGGCUAUUACCUGUUCCUGGUUGCCAAGCACAAAGUCCCUGCCUGGGCUGAAUCACUCAGUAGAGAUGAGAAGCAGAGCCGUUACUAAGACAACAGAAUCAUGGAUGCAUCUCCUCUGUGAGGCCCUGUUUCUUCCUCUCAUACCAAGUGGUACUGUCUACAUGUUCAGUUUUACAGCUUGAAGGGUACUUCCAUCAUGGAGUCAGUUGUGCUAAGGUUUGGAGGCCUUCUAAGGUCUGAUUGCUUGUUACAAAGAAGAAGAAAAAAUCUGACUUAUUUUAGGUAUCUAGUUAGGUAGCGCAUAGUGGUGCACACCUUUAAUACCAGCACUCAUAAUGCAGAUAGGCAGGUGAGUAUCUGUGAGUUCAAGGCCACGCUGGUCUGUGUGAUGAGUUCCAGGUGAGCAAGGGAUGCAUAGUGAGAUCCUGUCUCAAAUAAAUAAAUACCAGAUUAAGAACACUUAAGAAAAAUUCCCAGUCUGACUUGCCCCCCCCAAAAUUUAUUGAACUUGAUAUCUUCUAAGUCCCUAAAACCCAAAGUCUAGAAAAAUAUAAAUUCUUAACUUUAGAAAUGAAAUUUGACACUUUUCUUAUAUAGGAUCCUUGUACUUAGGUAACUUCAAGAUUUGUCACAUAUUGAAUAGACAGUUGUGUUCAACCUAAAACAUCAAUUAGCCUGGAAAUUAAAGCUGCAAAUUGUAUUACAUGGUUAAGAUGAAUUACUAUUUGUGCUACUGCUUAUUAAUUCACUUUUUUCUUUGUUUUGAGAUUGAGAUCUGGCUUUAUAGCUAAAGUGGCCUAUAUUAGUCAGGGUUCUCUAGAGAAACAGAACAAAUGUAUUUAUGUAUAUUCAUUGUGUGGUAUGUGUGAUUUCUUAUAGUGGCUUACAAUUUUUGGUCUGAUUACUCCAACAAUGGCUUUCUCUUGGUGAAAAGUCUUAGAAUGAAUGUCUUAGCUGGUCUUUGUUGGAGGUAGCUAUAAGUGAAGGCUGCUUGAACAUGGGUUUAAGCCAAUAGAAAAUCUGUUAGCUAGCUUGCAACUACACUGAGUGUUUGGGAAUCCCAGAGUAGCCCCAACCCUAUCUCAGGGUAACUUUUAAGCACAAAAACUAUGUCUUGGGUUGACAUAGUUCAUUUAACAAGAAGAAUAGCCAGAAGCAGAACUACAGAAGCCAAAAAGUAAGGUUAGUACAUUUAGAGACUUUCCCAGAUCUAUGGACUUUGAUGAAUUAGGUCUUUGUUUUCAUUUUGACAGGUGGUGCUAUCUAUGUGCUGAGUUUUAUGGCCCGAAUAACCUUUUCAUCAUGGAGUCAGUUGUGCUAAGGUCUGGGGGCCUUCUAAGUCUGGGGUCCUGUUAUAUUCCCCAUUGAUCUUAGUGAAUGAGUUAAGUCAUGGGAGUUAUCCUGCUCUAAAGAGUUUGAGUUGACCCUAAAGACCAUUAAUUUUAUUAAACAUAUAAUUGGCCAAAUAGAUUAAGAUGCAAGGCCUACUAAUCCAAUCAGAAUGACAAUUAAAGGCCCAGCUAGUGCUGAUAUCAGAGUAGUUAGCAAGGGGACCAAGAGACGAUAGACUGGUACCAAUUGUAUGGUUAAUGUCUGUGGUGGUUUGAAAGAUGGCCUCCAAAGGGAGUGGUACUAUUAGGAGGUGUGGCCUUGUUGGAGUAGGUGUGGCCUUUCUGGAGGAAGUGUGUCAUUGUGAGGGUUGGCUUUGAGGUCUCCUAUGCUUAAGCUAUGCCCAGUGUUACAGUUCACUUCCAGUUGCCUGCCAGUCAAGAUGUAGAACUCUCAUCUCCUUCUCCAGCAUCACCUCUGCCACCCACUAUGAAUUAAAUGGACUAAACCUCUGAACUGUGAGCUAACCUCAGUUGCAUGUUUUCCUUUAUAAGAGUUGCUGUGUUUAUGGUGUCCCUUCAGAGCAAUAGAAACUCCAAUGAAGGCAAUCUCUUUUUUGGUUUUCUCCAGCCGUGACAGAUUUUUUCUAAUUACUUCUGAUUGAUUGGCAUAGAAACAACAGGUUUUCCCCUGAGCCAUAUAGUCCCCCUUAACUCAUGAGAAAUAAGUCUAAGGCUCUCCUCCAAUUUUGUAUGAUCGUUCCUGCAAGGGACUCAACUGUUGUUUUAAUAUCUCUAGGUCAGGUCAACCUGUCUAGUUUGGAAAGCAUCAGAAGAGGCACAUUUAGUAAAACUAUUGGUACACACCCAUCAUGUAGUCUCAGGGGCUCAGUAGUAUUGCUGUUAUCCAGAUGAAUUAACUCAUAAUACAGAGUAGCAGGCAUCAGAAUAAGGGAAGUACCUAGGUUAAAGGUUUGGGAUAUUAGAUAAGUUUCAUCUCCUUGUAAGUUCUCAAACAUUAAUCUGAGCUGUCCCCAUUAUAGUGAGUUGUCAGUCAAUGGGCUGACAGUCUGGUUAGUUCUUAUCCCUCUGUAGUACAGUCUAAACAUAACCAGCAAUUCUCCCUGAUUUCUGGCUGUGAGUGAUGAACUCUAUCUCUAGGGUCCCUUCCUGUGGCAUGGAGUCUGAUUCCCCAGGUUUUCCCUGUUUCCCAAUCUUUUUAAAUGAAUUUUUCUGAUAGCCUCAGUUAUAUGAUCCCAGGUUUUUCAGUGGAAAGCCCCUGGUUUCUAGAAACUAGGGGGCCCAACUGUAGGGCAUACAUAGAAUUGUAAACUCUGUAUUCCUGUUUCAAAAAGAUAUACCUUCACAUUGUUCCUUUCUUCAUACAACCAGAUACUUGGGCCUCAGCAAAUAAAGGUCAAGAUACGGAUUUCUGGUCUAUAGUCACAGUACAUAAUACCUUCACUGUAUCUGUCUUCCUCAGUUUCCAGUCCAGGCCUGAAUACAGUGGGUAGGGUCCAAAUGAGAAGCCAACACCCCAAUAAACUCUGCAGAAACUGACUUCAUACAAGACCUGACCUGCUGGGGGAGAUAAAAUAUUUGCCAUUUUUUAUAGAUAUCUUUUUUAGGUGGGUAGAAGUGUUCCCCACCUGGACUGAAACUGCUCAAAUAGCUUCAACUCUCCAGGAACUGGUCUCCUGAUUUGACCUCCUCCUAGAAAUGAGAUCCAACAAUGCCCCAGCUUUCAUAGUCAAAUCCUCUGAAUUAAUGGCCAAAGCUCUAGAUGUAUAUACAGACUUGAGAGUUCUGGGCAGGUUAAAAAGAAUAAGCAAGACAUUAAAACAAAGUCUAACAAAACUCUAUCAUUAGAGUCCAGAGAAGGAUGGAUAGACUUCCAUCCUUUGCUUUGCUUCAGCCUGCUGCACCCUAUAUACGGAGAGAUUUACCCUCCGUGAGAUUAGUUUGGAAGACCUCCCUCACUGCUUCCCAGGCUCAGAAACUGGCAACUGGCAGAACUCUCUAAUCAUUCCUUUCACAAGUCACUAUGCAUCCUCCAGUCCUACACACAGGCAAUUCAUUGGACUGCAUUAGGGACCCAGCUGAUCUGUGAGUCCACCACAAGUUUCCCCUUGUUCAAGUUCAGUGAUACCAUCGGUGUCAAGUGGGCACUUAAACUAGCCUGGAAAGGGCCCUACGAGGUGAUUCUCUCCACUCCUAUGGCAGUGAGGCAUCACACUGGCAUCACACAAUGGAUCCACUACACCCAGGUCAAGAAAGCAGAAGCCACAGUUGCUGCUGCCAAAUGGACCAUCUCUGGACUAUGAUCCUAUUGACAUGAAGGUUUCAUUGGGUCCUGAGCUCUUCCACUCCCUGCCCUUCCUGAGUCUUAUGUUUUGCACUUUGGGUAUGAAUACAGGGUCAUGGUCUAACCCCCCACUGUCCUCAGAUACAGGUAAGGUAUUACCUAGUGUGACUACAGACUAGGGCUCUCUGUUUUGGAUUUACUUGAGCACAAACCUGGCAUCUGGCUGAGGUGUCCCACACUAGGUUGUCCAGUCUAGGUAAAACAUACCUUGAUUUGAGCAACUCAGAAACUUUCGUGGACCUUAGAUGAAUAGUCUGGUGAAAGUCAGUUAUCAGAGUCCUGCCUGUUGAUUUUGGGAGAAUGAUCUUUCCCUUUGGUAUCCUUCAUCAUCCUGUGGGUUUGAGCUCUCCAUUUCUUCUUUACCAUGGAAUCUCAGGCAGCACUGAGUCAAGGGUAUGUUAUCAGAAGUUUGUCAUCAAUACUUUGUUGAGCAGCCAGGUCAGUGGGCUGGCAGUGGAUGACAGCAAUUUGUAGGGGAAGCCAAAUAGCCUCUAGGAAGGCCAAUAUUUUCUAGUAUUGUGUUUCCCAGCAGUGAGAAACCCUUGUUUUCUAUAGAUCAUAUAUGAACAUGUGUGGUAGUAAAAACAUAGUGACGAUCCAUGUAUGUGGUAUUGGGCUUUCCUUUUCCCCAGCUGAGAGCAUGGGGCAGAUCAGUCAGUUCUCUCUGGGCUGAGGUACCUGUCUUGGGCCCAAAUCAAUUCAGUUAAAGUAACUGCUGCAGCUCCCAUGUACCUGUUCUCAUCUUUCAUCUGACAGUUAGGGAUGAGUACCUGCAGUUUGUCAUCAGGGAAGAGGGCAGCAGGAUUGGUGGUGUGUGUGUGUGGGGGGGGGGUUCUCAAACCAGACUCAAGGAUGGGUCACAGAGUCAUUAGACACCCAGCCAGCAUUGGAACUCCUCAGAGAAGGACCUCAACCGUGUCAUGGGAUGCUGUGAGUAUAUGAUCUUGACCCAGAGUUAAAUUGUUUUUGUUUGCUUGCUUGCUUCUUUUUUUAUUUUACUAGCAGUAGCUGUCACAGCUCCUAGACAAGUGGGGCAUCCUGUGACUACAGGGUCCAAUCAUUUGAACAGGUAUGUAAAUGGUGUUUCCAUGGACCCAAAGUUUGGGUUAAAACCCCUUUUGUAAUGUCUUUUCUUGUGGACAGAGAUGAAAAGGUUUUGAAACAUCUGGAGUGCUAGGACUGGAGCCAAAGUCAGAGCUGUUUUUCAAGCCUCAAAUGCCUUUGUUUAGUCUCAGAACAGAUUAGCGGCUCAGUGCCCCCUCUGAGCUGGUGUAUAGAGGCCUUGCUAUUUCCACAAACUCUGGUAUCCAGAGGCAGCAAUAGCCAGCUGUACCUAGGAGCUCUUGAAGCUAUCUCUCAGACUUUGGAGUUGGGAUCUGAAGGAUGGCAGCAAUCCUACUCUGAGACAGGCUCCUUUUGCCUCCCCUCAGCUGGUAGCCAAGAGAGGUAGCCUUCCACAAAGUGGGGCUUCCUUAACUUACAUUUUGUAGCCCAAGGUCUGUAAUUCUUGCAGCAGUCUCUCAGUGGCCCUUUUAUAUUCUAUUUUUCCAGGAAACAUCUGACAGAAGGGCAAGAGGUCUGCAUUUAAUGUAUUUAAAACCUGGGAAACCUGGUCCAAGCAUGUUGCCCACUGUAACCUCCCACUGGGUCUGCCCAUUUAAAAGCAAAGAUGGGUUGACUCACCUCUGCCAGGCAAUGUGGACUGCAAUUUCCCCUUUUGUGUCCAGGGACACUGGGUAUUGUUUAAUCUAGACAGUAGUAGCUGAACUGGUGGUUGAACAAUUAUAGGAACUUGGUGUUUGGCCAGUCCUGGAGGGUUGGUUUAUGCCCGUACCCCCAAGACUCUUUGUUAUAAAUUUGAGAUAUAGUCAAAUGUACCUUUUGAUUGGAGGCAGGACUUUCAGCUAGGAGAUACCUGUAGCUAGUCUUUCUCUGUCCCACCCUCAAACUCCCUAAUUACAACACCAAGACUUAUUAUUAAUUGUGAAAGUUUGGCUGAUAGAUUAGGCUUGUUUCUGACUAGCUCUUAUAACUUGAAUUAACUUUCUACCUCAUGGCUUUAUUACCUCAUCCCCAUAGUGCCCAUCCUGCUUGCUGUACGUCUUCCUGGUGUCCUCAUCCUUCUUCCCAGCCUCUUCUCUGCCGCAGAAAUCCUGCCUAAUUAUUGGCUGUUCAGCUUUUUAUUAAAACAAUCCAAGUGACACAUCUUGACAGUGUUCAAAAAGAUUAUUCUACAACAGAUAUUCUUCUGACAGAGGAUAUCAGGGUAUCCUCAGGAUGACAGGCCUGCCCCUUCAUCACUUCCACCUGGGGACCAGGACCAACCCUGACCAUGAGCAAGAGUCAAGUGAUGAAACAAUGACGUCUCACGUGGAUCCCAGACACUGGAUCAGCAGCUGUGUCGGACCUUUCCUAUGUGUCCCAACAAAAAGUACCUUAACCAGGCUCACCUCCAGAAGUGACAGACCAGGUGGUGCUGUCUGUAUGCUGAGUUUUGCAGCCUGGAUGACACUUCCAUCAUGGAGUCAGUUUUGCUACGGUUUGGUUGGGAGCCUACUGAGGUCUGGGGCCCCGGUACAGUCUUCAAUAUGUGUGAGAAUCCCAAAGAAAUAGGAUCUAAUACCAAUGCAGAAAUGAACUUGCCAAUGAGAGUAAGAGCAAGCAGGCAAAGAGCUAAGCUUACUUCUUUUAUGUCCUUUAUAUAGGCUACCACUCAAAGGUGUAGCCCAGGUUUAAGAUGGGUCUUCCCACCUCAAAAGGAUCCAAUCAAGAAAAAUUCUUUACAGGUGUACCCAGAAGGUUAGGUUUUAUUUUAUUCCAAAUAUUGUCAAGUUAACAACCAAGAAUAGCCAUCACAAUUCCACCCCUUGUCACCUUCACAUACAAUCAUAUCUCCUUAUGUUAUGCUUAAUUUCUAAAUGAAAAUAGUAAGGACGUCAUAAUUAUUGGAUGCUGAUUCACAGCAUAAAUACUGCCUUCUGGAGAACACUGCUCCAACCCUCCAGGCUGCUGUCACCUAAUUGGCACUAUAACUGUCUCUUCAAAAGGACAUUGCAUCUUACUAUCAGGCCAACUGCUUCAGGACUACAUAGUGAAGGCAGGGCUGCAUAGUGAGAUCCUAUCUCAAAUAAGUAAAAACAUAAAUAUAUAUCAUAUUAGACACAGUUGGAAAGCAUUGUCAGUUUGAUAGAGUUUUCUCCCCAAUUAUAUUGAAAUUAAUGUCUGCUAAGUCCAUAAAAUGCAAUGUUUGGAAAAUAAAAAUUCUUUACUUUAGAAAAGAAAGUGACAUUUUCCUUUCUUGUGUAGGCUCCUAGUACCUGGGUAGCUGUCAAGGUUUGACACUCUGUGGAUACACAGUUACAUUCAACCAAAAUCAUCAAUUAGCCUGAUACAAGAGACUGUGGUUUCAUUCCUGGUUAAUAUGAUCAGCUUUGAUCAAGGGAGACCUCCUGAAUCGUGACAGGUUGACGUCCUGCAGGUCAGGACAACUGGAGCCCAACGUGCGGCUGGAUAGAGUUGGGGAUCUGGGAACUUCAGUGCUUAUUAGAGCGACGGGCCCAUCCAUGCAGUGAGGCGUCCAUACAGUGAGGCGUCCACGACAAGGUCGAUUGUGAGCUUCAGUUGGAGGAAGACCCAGCAGUCUUCCCAGUGCUUGGGACUUUUGGUUCAUGAGCACCACCAACGUGGAAAAGGCCUCCUCGAGCAAAUCAGACAGGGAGGUUUAGAAGUCUGGCGCAAACUCCCCCCGAAGGGCAUCACCACAAGAUCCCUUACAAAGAUCAUCCAAGAUCCUGACGAGCCCUAUAGCUCUUUCAUCAGCUGUCUCACGGAGAACGUUGAACGCCUCUUUGGUACACCUGAGCCAGAUAAUCCUUUAUUAAACAACUCUUGGUCGAAAACGCCAAUCCAGCUUGUCAAGAUAUUCUGAUAUUCUUUUUUUUUUUUUUUUUCCGAGAUAGGGUUUCUCUGUGUAGCUUUGGAGCCUAUCCUGGAACUAGCUCUUUUAGACCAGACUGGUGUUGGACUCACAGAGAUCUGCCUGCCUCUGCCUCCCAAGUGCUGGGAUUAAAGGCGUGCGCCACCAACGCCUGGCUUGUCAAGAUAUUCUUAAACAACACCAUAAGGAAUCCCUUUCCACAUAUAUGCACCUUUGCGCAGGAGCAGGCAACAGUCAUUCGAUAGGCUUGACAAUUGGCACAGCUUUACAAAAGGCUGCCAUAGGCGGCCUACAAAAAAAAAAAAAAAAAAACCGCUUUAAUUGCAAACAGCCUGGACAUUUCUCUAGAGAAUGCCCGUACCCCAGGCCUAGUGCUACUCCUCAGCCCCCGAGUCUCUCCACUCCUUCAUGCCAGCCAAGUCUGCCUCUGGGCCGUCUCCCAAAUACCCUCUGUCCUGCUGUAUGUGUGGCCACCAUUGGAAGAAUGAAUGCCGUUCCAAGAUGGAUGCUCAAGGAUGUCCAUUACCGCCUCGGGGUCUGGGAAAAUUUUUUCGGGGACAGCCUCGGAUCCCCUCUCCUACACUCACCCUACGCCUGGACAGGAAGCCCUUUAUGGGCCUCCUCGAUUCAGGGGCUGACGCCUCAGUUACUCGCCUCCCACCACUGGCCUAUGGCCUGGCCCCUCACCGACUCCCUUACUCAUCUUCAGGGCAUAGGACAAACCUCCAGUCCUAAACAAAGCUCCAAGAUCCUUACUUGGCAGGAUGAUGAGGGCAAUACUGGACAGGUACAACCCUUUGUAGUCACAGGCCUGUCCCUUAACCUAUGGGGACGUGACAUCCUCUCUCAAAUGAAGGUCUUUAUGUGUUCACCUAUUGAAGUCAUACCCAAACAAAUGUUAUCUCAAGGGUUCCUACCCGGCCAAGGGCUGGGAAAAGCCUCCCACGGUCGCCGUGACCCCAUCCAGACCCAAAUUAAAAACAACAGACAUGGUCUAGGACACCAUUUUACAUGAUGGCCACUGCUCCCCCUGCACCCCAGGACCCGGUCCCUCUCCUCCAUGCAGAAAAAAUCUCUUGGAGCUCAUCAGGACCCGUCUGGGUCUACCAGUGGCCUCUCACCCAAGAGAAACUUCCCGCAGCCACCCAGCUAGUGCAGGAGCUAUUAACCUCCCCCUGGAACACACCCAUCUUUGUAAUUAAAAAGAAAUCUGGAAAAUGGAGUCUCCUUCAAGACCUUUGUGCUGUCAACAAAGUCAUGUUACCCAUGGGUGCCCUUCAACCCGGGCUGCCCUCCCCUGCUGCCAUUGCACACAAUUACCAUAAAGUCAUCAUUGACUUAAAAGAUUGCUUCUUUACCAUCCUGCUCAACCCUGAAGACAGUGCAUACUUUGCCUUUAGCCUCCCACAAAUUAAUUUCCAAGGGCCUAUGACACGGUUUCAAUGGCACGUCCUUCCACAAGGUAUGCCAAACAGCCCUACUCCAGCCCAAAAGUUCAUUGCAUAGGCCAUCCAGCCUAUUCGCUCAAAAUGGCCACAAGCCUACAUCCUCCACUAUGUGGAUGAUGUCCUCUUGGCUUGCCCCUCUAGAGAAGAAAGCCUCCUCUGUCUCAAGGACCUACAAACCUCCCUCGCUAAGUUCACCCUUGUCCUUGCCCCUGAAAAAAUUCAAGCACAAGACCAUUGCCUGUACUUGGGAUAUGAACUUAGAAACCAACAGAUCAUCACCCCCAAGAUACAAAUACACCUCUCCUCCCUUAAGACACUUCAUGGCCUUCAGCAAUUUUUGGGCAACCUCUAAUUCCUCUGCCCCUACCUCCAGCUUCGUCCAGAUAAUCUAAAACCCCUCACAGAUCUGUUAAAUGGUGACCUUCAUCCCCUCUCCCCACGUACCUUAGCUCCCUUAGCCCUACAAGCAGUUGCAGCCAUUGACAAGGCCAUCUCCCAUCAAGCAACCUUUCAGAUUGAUACUGCCUUGCCUCUCUAUUUCAUUGUCUGUGCCACCCCCAUCAAUCCUAUAGGAAUAUUUUGGCAAAAGACCCCCACCAAUGUCUUCAAAGGGAACCCCCUACUUUGGGUGACACUGCCUCUCUUCUCAAGCAAGGCAAUUUCGCCUAUCCAGAGUCUGUUGCCCUGCUCAUCACCAAGGGCCGCAAACAGUCCAAACAAUAUUUUGGCAAAGACCCCAAGCUCCUCAUUGUGCCUUACACCAUGGAGCAGGUAAAUUCCCUCUUACACACCUCCGAUGACUGGGCCAUAUCCUGCCUCUCCUUCAUUGGACAGAUUGAUAAUCAUUACCCGGAUGAUCCCCUCAUUCAACUUGUUCUCAUUCACCCCUGUUGUUUUCCCAAAACAAACCUCCCUCACACCCCUCCCUACACCACUUACUGUCUUUUCUGAUGGGUCCUCCUCCGGGAUGGCAGCCCUGGUGAUCAAUGAUCACACUCAUUCCUUUCACAUGCCUUAUACUCCUGUCCAGUUGGUAGAGCUUUUUGCUAUAAAACAAGCCUUUUCCAUGCUCUCCAAUACUCCAUUCAACUUGUAUACGGAUAAUGCCUACGUCGUAAAAUCCAUCCCUCUUCUUGAAACAGCCCCUUUUAUCAAACCUACUUCCAGUGCCUCCUCCCUGUUCCUACAGAUUCAAGCUUUAAUAAGACAAAGAGAUGUCUCAGUUUUUAUCAGGCACCUACAUGCUCAUACAAAGAUCCCGGGACCCCUAAGCCAUGGAAAUAACAAAGCAGACCUCGCUACUUGCCUACCGCUAUAAACCGAAACUGAAACAAUUUUCCCAAUACUACCUAUUCUCCCUCUGCUUGAAGCUAUUAAGCCUACCCAUGCUCUCCACCACUUAAACACUCACACCCUUCGACUCACUUUUAAGAUUACCCGUGAUCAAGCUUGAGAAAUUGUUAAAGCCUGGCUGCGCUACCCUUCUGCCUGUCCCUUACCUGGGGGUAAACCCCCGAGGGCUCUCCUCUAAUGCCCUCUGGCAGAUGGAUGUUACUCAUGUCCCCCACCUUCUCUAACCUAAAAUAUGUACAGGUCUCUAUUGACACCUUUAGUGGCUUCGUCUUUGCAACUCCUCAGACAGGAGAAGCUACCAAGGAUGUCAUAGCCCAUCUCCUUGCCACUGUGUCCACCUUAGGCAAGCCCACUAAAAUAAAAACUGACAAUGGGCCUGGAUACACCAGCUCUGAGUUUAAACAAUUUUGCCUUACACAUGUAACACAUGUUACACAUGUAACAGGUAUCCCUUAUAAUCCCCAGGGACAGGGUAUAAUCGAAGGAGCACAUCAAAUACUUAAAAAUACACUCCUCAAAUUAAACUCCUCUCUACCUCACAAACCCAACACUCCCCGACUUAUCCUCAAUCACGUUCUUUUUGUCCUUAAUUUCCUGAUACUUGAUCACGAUGGCCAUUUGGCCUCAGAGCACUUUUGGCACCCCACCACCCCCUCCUCCUCUCAUGCCAUGGUGAGAUGGAAGGAUCCCCUCACAGGUACCUGGAAUGGACCAGAUCCUGUCCUCCUUUGGGGACGUGGUUCAGCUUGCAUUUAUGACCAACAAAAUGAAGCCCCUAGAUGGCUUCCAGAAAGACUUGUGAAACAAGUCUCCUCUCCUACCCCAAGUAACCCAACAUCCAGACAGGAGACCAAUCCUCCAUCUGAGACCUCUCCUUCUUGCCUUCCAAGUCCUGAUCAACCCAUUCUACACUCUCCUGAAAAUGACCAUGAUGAAACUGACUCAACGAUUGGCUUGGCUGGCUUCGCUCACUCAUAUGGGAAAAUAACCUCCUGUUACUCCUUUUUGCUUCCUUCUAUCCAUUCCUACUACUUCUACAUGGUUAACCACCCUCCUCCCUUCCCUCCUUGGACCUUUGAUAGGGCUCCUCUUGCUAAUCUCCUUGGCCCUUGGGCCUUUAAUCAACCUGUGGCCUUUGUCUAGCCACAAGUAGACUCUGCCACUAAGCCU
Cricetulus griseus (Chinese hamster) is the source of this 12717-nucleotide messenger RNA. The record is from RefSeq and is a predicted model, not a curated record. Lineage: Eukaryota; Metazoa; Chordata; Mammalia; Rodentia; Cricetidae.